AUUGAAGAGGAUAGAGAGGGGAGAGCGCCCUGCUGUCGCCAGGCUCCUUUUAGAGUUUCUCCAUCUGUAGCAGCAGUCCAUCUACCUCCCUCCGAGGCCGCCGAGGUGCUGGUUCUGCGAGGCCUCAGGGCCGCCCAGCAUGAAGCAGGCACCAUGGGCUUUCUGGAGAACUACCAGGAGAUCGACCCCGUCACUUUGAACCUUUGCAUCCUCAUCGCCAGCUACGUUAUCUUGCUCCUGGUCUUCCUGAUAUCGUGUAUCAUGUACGACUGCCGGGGCAAAGAUCCCACGAAGGAGUACGCCCCGGACCCGCAGCCGACUCAGUCGCCCAUCAGGCUGGUGGUGAUGCAGAGCUCUCCAGCCCCGGUGGGUCGGUGGGACACGGCCAACAUGAUCACGACCUACCACGAGCCGACGCACGCGGACUUCAGGGAGAAGAAGAGCACGAUGGUCUGAGCGAGACUCGGCGGACUUUGUACAUACACGACUCUUU
Acanthopagrus latus (yellowfin seabream) is the source of this 493-nucleotide messenger RNA. RefSeq names its product small integral membrane protein 36-like. The record is from RefSeq and is a predicted model, not a curated record. NCBI's taxonomy places the organism in Eukaryota, Metazoa, Chordata, Actinopteri, Spariformes, Sparidae. The transcript has a single exon. The coding region runs from base 154 to 456 and encodes 100 amino acids.